AUGAUAUUUAUAAGUAUAAUAGGAUUAUUACUGUCGAAUGCCGUUACUUUAAGGCAGGAUAUGUCGGUUAACUUCAACCGAAUUGCUCUUAUAGAUUUGAUUUAUUGUAUUUUACAUGAUACAAUGAGUUUGUCUAUAAUUAAUAAAGGUAUUGGGCUACAUGGAGGUUUAUUACAUAUUACUAAUAUAACAUUAAUAUUUCAUAUAUUUAUUUUUUUUUUAAGUAUAUUAAUAUUACAAUUAACGAGUUUCUACCCCCGAAAAGCCUGAAUACCUGAACAUUCAUCAUUAAAAGAUAUAAUUUAUCAAAAAUUUUUAAAUUAUAGAACCAAAAUUUUUAAUAAAAUGGGGGAACAUAUGAAAAUUAUCGAAUAUCCUUUAAUAUUAUUAUUUGUUAUCAGUGGAGCAGUCUUUUUAAUGUCUACGAAUGAUUUAGUUUCUAUAUUUCUUUCUAUUGAAUUGCAAAGUUAUGGCUUGUAUUUAUUAAGUACUAUUUAUAGAAAUUCUGAAUUAUCUACAGCAGGGGGUUUAAUUUAUUUUUUAUUAGGUGGUUUAAGCUCGUGCUUUAUUUUAUUAGGUACAAGUUUAUUAUAUAUUAAUUCUGGUACUACAAGUCUGGAUGGGCUUUAUAUACUUAAUAGUAUAAGUGAUGUAAAAGAUGGUGCUGCGGAUAUGCCUGCUUUAACUUCAUGGUAUAAAUCAUAUUAUUUAAAUUUUGCUUUACUAGUAUUUAGUAUAGGGUUUUUAUUUAAAGUAAGUGCAGCACCUUUUCAUUUUUGAUCUCCUGACGUAUAUGAUGCUAUACCCACUAUAGUUACAACAUUUGUGGCUAUAAUAGCUAAAAUUUCUAUUUUUAUAUUUUUGUUAGAAUUAGUUUAUCAUACAAAUAAUUAUUUAUCAGAAUUUAGUUGAACAUACCUUUUAUUAAUAAGUUCUCUUUUUUCAUUAAUAAUUGGAACUGUUGUUGGUUUGACACAAUUUAGAAUUAAGAGAUUACUUGCGUACAGUACUAUCUCUCAUGUAGGUUUUAUAUUAUUAGCUUUAAGUGGUUGUAGUAUAGAAUCAACACAAGCUUUUAUAUUUUAUUUAAUACAAUAUUCUAUAAGUAAUUUAAAUGUGUUUAUUAUAAUAAUUACUAUAGGGUUUUCUUUAUAUGGUUAUAUAACAACAAAUAAAGAAUAUAAAGAUUUAUUAGAUAAAAAUAACUCUCCAAUACAAGUAAUUAGCCAAUUAAAAGGGUAUUUCUAUAUAAAUCCUUUAUUAUCUUUAAGUUUAGCUAUCACAAUUUUCUCUUUUGUGGGUAUACCACCUCUAGUAGGGUUUUUUGCCAAACAGAUGGUAUUAAGUGCUGCUUUAGAUAAUGGUUAUAUUUUCUUAACUUUAAUUGCAAUACUUACUAGUGUAAUUGGUGCAGUUUAUUACUUAAAUAUAAUAAAAAAAAUUUUUUUCUAUUUACCUGAUCAUAGUAUAAAUCCUUCUAUAGGUGAAUUUUUAUUUAAAAAGGGUUUAAUCUUUGAAGCUGGGGAUUUUAAGGGUAGAAUUACACUUAUAUCUAGCCCUUUUUCUAUUACAAUUUCUAUAAUUACAUUGGUAAUAUUAUUAUUUAUAUUUAUGAAUAAAGAAUGAUUAAGUAUGGGUACCAUAUUGGUACAAGUUUUAUUUAGUAAUUAA
This is a messenger RNA of Podospora bellae-mahoneyi, 1671 nucleotides long. The record is from the annotation of a RefSeq genome assembly. NCBI's taxonomy places the organism in Eukaryota, Fungi, Ascomycota, Sordariomycetes, Sordariales, Podosporaceae.